AUGGCCAGGGCUCCCGUCCACAGAAGGGCAUCCCCCCUCAAACGUCCUCAGCAGGGCAUCCCCCCUCAGCAGGGCUCCCGUCCACAGAAGGGCAUCCCCCCUCAGCAGGGCUCCCGUCCACAGAAGGGCAUCCCCCCUCAACGGGGCUCCCGUCCUCAGCAGGGCUCCCGUCCACAGCAGGGUAUCCCCCCUCAGGCAUCCCCCCUACAGCAGGGCUCCCGUCCACAUAAGGGCAUCCCCCCUCAGCAGGGCUCCCGUCCUCAGCAGGGCAUCCCCCUCAGCAGGGCUUCCCGUCCACAGCAGGGCAUCCCCCUCAGCGAGGGCUCCCGUCCUCAGCAGGGCAAUCCCCCCUCAGCAGGCUCCCGUCCACAGCAGGGCUUCCCGUCCUCAGCAGGGCAUCCCCCUCAGCAGUGCUCCCGUCCUCAGCAGGGGCUCCCGUCACAGCAGGGCAUCCCCCUCAGCAGGCUCCGUCCUCAGCAGGGCUCCCGUCCUCAGCGGGGCAUCCCCCUCAGCAGGGCUCCCGUCCUCAGCAGUGCAUCCCCCUCAGCAGGGCUUCCCGUCCACAGAAGGGCAUCCCCCCUCACAGGGCUCCCGUCCUCAGCAGGGCAUCCCCCCUCAGCAGGGCUCCCGUCCCACAGAGAAGGGCAUCCCCCCUCAGCAGGGCUCCCGUCCACAGAUGGCAUCCCCCCUCAGCAGGGCUCCCGUCCUCAGCAGGGCAUCCCCCCCACAGCAGGGAUCCCCGUCCUCCAGCAACGGGCAUCCCCCCUCAACAGGGGCAUCCGUCCCUCAGCAGGGCUCCCGUCUCAGCAGGGUAUCCCCCCUCAGCAGGGCAUCCCCGUCCUCAGCAGGAGGCAUCCCCCCCUCAGCAGGGCUCCCGCCGUAGCGGGUAUACCCCCUCAGCAGGGCUAUCCCCCCUCCAGCAGGGCUUCCCCCUUCUCAGCAAGGGGCAUCCCCCCUCAGCAGGGCUCCCCAGGUCCCGUCUCAGCAGGGUAUCCCCCCUCAGCAGGCAAUCCCCCCUCAGCAGGGCUCCCGUCCUUAGCAGGGCACCCCCCUCAUCAGGGCUCCCGUCCUCAGCAGGGCUCCCCCCUCAGCAGGGCUCCCAUCCUCAUCAGGGCUCCCAUCCUCACAGGGCUCCCAUCCUCAUCAGGGCUCCCGUCCUUCAGCAGGGCAUCCCCCUUAGCGUCCUCAGCAGGCAUCCCCCCUCAGCAGGGCUCCCCCUUAGCGUCCUCAGCAGGGCUCCCGUCCUCGCAGGGCAUCCCCCUUAGCGUCCUCAGCAAGGCAUCCCCCUUAGCGUCCUCAGCAGGGCAUCCCCCUUACGUCCUCAGCAGGGCAUCCCCCUCAGCGUCCUCAGCAGGCUCCCGUCCUCAGCAGGGCAUCCCCCCUCAGCAGGGCUCCCGUCCUCGCAGGGCAUCCCCCUCAGCAGGGCUUCCGUCCACAGCAGGGCUCCCGUCCUCAGCAGGGCAUCCCCCUCAGCAGUGCUCCCGUCCUCAGCAGGGGCAUCCCCCUUCAGCAGGGCUCCCGUCCACAGCAGGGCAUCCCCCCUCAGCGGGGCAUCCCCCCUCAGCAGGGCUCCCGUCCUCAGCAGGGCAUCCCCCCUCAGCGGGGCAUCCCCCCACAGCAGGGCUCCCGUCCUCAGGCUCCCGUCCUCAGCAGGGUAUCCCCCCUCAGAAGGGCUCCCGUCCUCAGCGGGGCAUCCCCCCUCAGCAGGGCUCCCGUCCUCAGCAGAGCAUCCCCCCUCAACAGGGCUCCCGUCCUCAGCAGGGGCUCCCGUCCUCAGCAGGGCUCCCAUCCUCAGCAGGGCUCCCAUCCUCAGCAGGGCUCCCAUCCUCAGCAGGGCUCCCAUCCUCAGCAGGGCUCCCAUCUUCAGCAGAGCUCCCGUCCUCAGCAGGGCUCCCAUCCUCAGCAGGGCUCCCAUCCUCAGCAGAGCUCCCGUUCUCAGCAAGACAUCCCCUGAUGUGGUUUGGCACCAGCCCUCAGCAGGGCUCCCAUCCUCAGCAGAGCUCCCAUCCUCAGCAGGGCUACCAUCCUCAGCAGGGCUCCCAUCCUCAGAAGGGCUCCCAUCCUCAGCAGGGCUCCCAUCCUCAGCAGAGCUCCCAUCCUCAGCAGGGCUCCCAUCCUCAGCAGAGCUCCCGUCCUCAGCAGGGCUCCCAUCCUCAGCAGGGCUCCCAUCCUCAGCAGAGCUCCCAUCCUCAGCAGGGCUCCCAUCCUCAGCAGGGCUCCCGUCCUCAGCAGAGCUCCCAUCCUCAGCAGGGAGAUUUUAUUAUCUGUAUGCCUGAAGUGGCCGAAGGUGAAGUUCAGUUCGGGAAUGACGAGCUGGCGCGGUUCUGGCGCGACGAAAAAUCGACCCGAUCGACCACGGCGGCCGCGGGGACAGCUAGCCCAAAACGCUCUCGCGAGAUGGAGAGAUAG
Penaeus indicus is the source of this 2409-nucleotide messenger RNA. RefSeq lists its product as uncharacterized. Lineage: Eukaryota; Metazoa; Arthropoda; Malacostraca; Decapoda; Penaeidae. The record is from RefSeq and is a predicted model, not a curated record. The coding region runs from base 1 to 2409 and encodes 802 amino acids. The transcript is spliced from 10 exons.